AUGGCUUCGCCCCUGGCGCCCAGACGGGACCGUGCGGGCCGGGAGAAUCAGGACCGCUGGGAGGCGCGGGGGGACCGCAAGGCCCGGAAGCCGCUGGUGGAGAAGAAGCGGCGCGCGCGGAUCAACGAGAGCCUGCGGGAGCUGCGGCAGCUGCUGGCCGGCCCGGAGGUGCAGGCCAAGCUGGAGAACGCCGAGGUGCUGGAGCUGACGGUGCGGCGCGUGCAGGGAGUGCUGCGGGGCAGGGCUCGCGGGCUGGAGCAGCUACAGGCAGAAGCCAGCGAGCGUUUCGCUGCCGGCUACAUCCAGUGCAUGCAUGAGGUGCACACGUUCGUAUCCACGUGCCAGGCCAUCGACGCCACCGUCGCCGCCCAGCUCCUGAACCACCUGCUUGAGUCCAUGCCACUGCGCGAGGGCAGCAGCUUCCGGGAUUUGCUCGGGGACGCUCUGGCCGGCUCCCCGGGAGACACUAGGCGAAGCAGCUGGCUCACAGGAGGGACCCUGGUGUCCCCGAUACCCAGCCCCCCAGUCCCCAGCCCCCCAACCCCCGGGGACGACCUGUGCUCUGACCUAGAGGAGGCCCCAGAGGCCGAACUGAGCCGAGCAUCUGCUGAGGGCCUGGACUUGGUGCCCGUGGCCUUGGGCAGCCUGACCUCUGCGGGCAUAGUCCAGAGCAUCUGGAGGCCUUGGUGA
This is a messenger RNA of Pipistrellus nathusii (Nathusius's pipistrelle), 690 nucleotides long. NCBI's taxonomy places the organism in Eukaryota, Metazoa, Chordata, Mammalia, Chiroptera, Vespertilionidae. The record is from the annotation of a GenBank genome assembly.